CGCACCGUGGUGUUACACGAUGUGUCCUGUAGGACUUCCUUCCAUGUUCUGUCGAACAUCACGUCUUCGUCUUGCUAAGCAGGAGUUACUCAAAGAAGAAAGCUUUGAAUGGAGCUAGCUAAUUUGCUAACAUAACAUUAGCUGGCGUUAGCAUUACUUGUCACUAUCCUUGCUCUGUUUACUUGGCGCCAAACGAGAUUUGUGGAUUUCGUGUACCACGUUAUUAAAUCUGUGUUAUGGCGAUACCCGAGCUUUCCGUUGCUUAUAUGAAAAAGUAAAAAUAUGAAGAAUAAAAAGCCUUAGAAACCAGGCUAACGUAACGCUAACACUGUUCUUACUCUGUUGUGGCAUGCGCUCAACUCUGUCACUAUGACAACCAACUGACCAGGACGGGCUCUUUAAAGUGUUAAUUGUUUGACAAUCUAACUACUUAAUGUUGUGGUAGUCUUAUCACCGAAGUGUUUUGUUUUUUAACAUUUAUUUAAUAGUGACUGGGUUGUAUGUCGUCAAAACGUCAGUAGAAAUAUUUGAAUCUCUUGCUGGAGCUAAUUUUUUUUUUUAUCUGUUGUUUGACAUUCUGACAUGGAGUGGGAUACUCUGAAGAUGGCAACUACAAAGGUUCCAGAGGUUCGUGACAUCACACGAAUCGAGAGAAUUGGUGCACAUUCUCACAUUCGUGGCCUUGGUUUGGAUGAUGCUUUGGAACCAAGACAGGUGUCUCAGGGGAUGGUUGGCCAGCUGGCCUCCCGUCGAGCCGCAGGAGUCAUCUUGGAGAUGAUCAAAGAUGGCCACAUUGCUGGCAGGGCAAUACUGAUUGCUGGCCAGCCUGGCACAGGAAAAACUGCAAUUGCUAUGGGCAUCGCCCAGUCUCUUGGCCCUGAUACACCCUUUACAGCACUGGCUGGUAGUGAGAUCUUCUCCCUGGAGAUGAGCAAGACUGAGGCACUUAGCCAAGCUUUUAGAAAAGCCAUCGGAGUAAGGAUCAAAGAGGAGACGGAGAUCAUUGAAGGAGAGGUGGUCGAGAUCCAGAUUGACAGACCAGCCACAGGAACGGGUGCAAAGGUGGGCAAGUUGACGCUAAAGACUACGGAGAUGGAGACGAUCUACGACUUGGGCAACAAGAUGAUUGACAGUUUGAGUAAAGAGAAGGUGCAAGCGGGAGAUGUUAUCACCAUCGAUAAAGCCACUGGAAAGAUCACCAAGUUGGGGCGCUCUUUCACCAGAGCCAGAGACUACGAUGCCAUGGGAGCUCAGACACAGUUUGUACAGUGUCCUGAGGGAGAGCUGCAGAAGAGAAAAGAGGUGGUCCACACAGUGUCGCUCCACGAGAUCGAUGUCAUUAACAGUCGCACACAAGGCUUCCUGGCUCUUUUCUCUGGAGACACCGGAGAGAUCAAGUCUGAAGUCCGCGAGCAGAUUAAUGCCAAAGUGUGUGAGUGGAGGGAAGAAGGAAAGGCCGAGAUCAUUCCAGGGGUGUUAUUUAUUGAUGAGGUGCAUAUGCUGGACAUGGAGUGCUUUUCCUUCUUGAACCGUGCCCUGGAGAGUGACCUCUCCCCAGUUCUCAUUAUGGCCACCAACAGAGGCAUCACUCGAAUCCGUGGAACAAACUAUCAGAGCCCUCACGGCAUCCCCAUCGAUCUCCUCGAUCGGCUGCUCAUCAUCGCCACCUCCCCUUACACCGAAAAAGAGACGAAGCAGAUCCUGAAGAUCCGGUGUGAGGAGGAGGAUGUGGAGCUGAGCGAGGAGGCUCACACGGUCCUCACUCGUAUCGGCAUGGAAACGUCACUGCGCUACGCGAUCCAGCUGAUCAGCACCGCAGGGCUGGUGUGUCGUAAACGCAAGGGCACAGAGGUUCAGGUAGAAGACAUUAAAAGAGUUUACUCUCUGUUCCUGGAUGAGGCCAGAUCCUCUCAGUACAUGAAGGAGUAUCAGGAUUCCUUCCUCUUUAAUGAAACACAAACAGCUGCUAUGGACACCUCGUAAUGAAGACGAUGCUUUCUCUUCCUCCUCUGAAGUUUUUUUUAUGCUGUUCGCCGUCAUCUAGUGUUGGUGUCGAUUCACAACCGGACUUCUUCCCAAAUUUGAGUUUAGCCUCUUGAAUUAACUGAAUUAGACUGGAGGUGGACACAGAAUUGUCCUUGAUCUCCACACUGUUUAAAUUCAAAUCUAUUGGACUGAAAUUCAAUCGCAUUUUGAAAUGACCCCAGUCCUUCAUCUCUCAGGCCUUGUGGCGUGAAUACCCAUUCCUUAAGUGUUUGUUUUAUGUUGUUGACCUUUUACACGGUUUAAUUUUAUGAAAAUAAGUAAACAAGCUUUUCUAAGCAUA
Messenger RNA from Haplochromis burtoni (Burton's mouthbrooder), 2326 nucleotides. RefSeq names its product RuvB-like AAA ATPase 2 (gene ruvbl2). Gene Ontology annotation, cellular component: NuA4 histone acetyltransferase complex; Swr1 complex; Ino80 complex. The transcript has 14 exons. Bases 583 to 1983 code for a protein of 466 amino acids. The record is from RefSeq and is a predicted model, not a curated record. Gene Ontology annotation, molecular function: ATP hydrolysis activity; DNA helicase activity; ATP binding. Gene Ontology annotation, biological process: chromatin remodeling; regulation of transcription by RNA polymerase II; box C/D snoRNP assembly. Lineage: Eukaryota; Metazoa; Chordata; Actinopteri; Cichliformes; Cichlidae.